Messenger RNA from Branchiostoma floridae (Florida lancelet), 2176 nucleotides. Its product is annotated as beta-galactoside alpha-2,6-sialyltransferase 1-like. The transcript is spliced from 4 exons. The record is from RefSeq and is a predicted model, not a curated record. The coding region runs from base 199 to 1446 and encodes 415 amino acids. Gene Ontology annotation, molecular function: sialyltransferase activity. Lineage: Eukaryota; Metazoa; Chordata; Leptocardii; Amphioxiformes; Branchiostomatidae.
CUUCCAUCUCGAGAUGGAAUAUUCCAAUCCAUUGAAGUUGUUGUGUCAGAACGCCAUAUUAUAUAACAUCAUGUAGGACCUCGAUGCUAUGUCGCCAAUGCAAACAGUUCAUCUUCGUUCCAAACUUAGAAAGCUCUGAGAGAAAUGUCAGAGAUCUAGAGAUCCGGUGUUGUAACUAGACCGUCGUCGCCACAUCCCAUGAUGGCGGAAAAGACGACUCUUUUCAUUGGUGCGCUGUGUCUCUGUAUCCUUGCCAACGCUCUCCUCACCAAGUACCCAAUCACGGUUACCAUUGGCUCGCCUCGCGUCAACACUACUGGGCUGCAGUUCCAAAUGGUGGGCAUAGGUGUCCCCACUGCACUGAAGAACGGUAGGAACGUUCUACCCUCGAUGUAUCGGAGGACUGUUGAACCCACUCGGGGGGUUACCAACUCUACACACAACGUCACAAACAUGGGACACGAAAGCACAUGGAAUACCACACAUAAACCGCCCCUCGGAAAAAAUACAACUAUGAGCAACUCAACGUUUGUGGAGAAAACUGGAAACGGUUCUCUGUCAAACAACACGAGAGAAAGUCCUGAAACACUUGCUAAGUGGAGGGAAGACAUGUAUUGUAAAAUGAAAACGAAGAUUCCAUUUUCAACGAUAAAUAAGAACUCUACGAACUUUGAAAAUCGUUCAGACGAAGAGGUUCUGCCCGAGGAGAGUCUGGAGAACUUGGUCAGCUACAACUCGUGCGCGAUUGUAAGCAGCAGCCACGCGCUCAUGGUCCACAAGUACGGAGGGGAGAUAGAUGCCCACGACGCCAUUCUGAGAUUCAACUGUGCUCCGACGGACAAGUUUGAAGAGUUUGUCGGCAGCCGGACGGACAUGCGCCUCAUUAAUACAAAGAUCCCAGGACGAACGUGCAAAAAGGAAUUUUGGAACGAUAGUAUCGCCAUGUUCAACCACGAAUUUACUGUCGUCAGGAACUUUGACGCGAUUCGUUUGAAACCACGAGGUAUCGACACAAAGAAAGACAGAUUUCGUGUUUUUGAAAACUUGAAAAAGUUCCGAAGGACACAUCCGAACCGUACAAUGCCUUUUAUACAAAGACCAAACUUCGGGAAAGACAUUGUUACUGAACUCGGGCGUUUCUGCAGUACUACUGGAAGAUGUAAGAGAACAAGCAAGUCGCCCAGUACUGGCAUGUUUGGUAUUGUGAUGAUGCUACAUCUCUGCAACUGGGUCCACGUCUACGAGAUUCUUCCGUCCAACAAGGAUGACACAAAUCUAAGGUAUUACUACGACGAGAAGGCCAAACUUCUCAAGCCGACUGGUGGAGUCCACUCCUACAGCCAAGAGCAGCAGUAUAUCCGGACCUUGUCACUGACUUCUGAUCAGGACAUAGCCAAUACCGGCGUGGCACUGUUAAAAGGAUUGGCCAAGGUUCGCUGUGAUUAGCCUUUCUACGCCGGUUAUUGGAUACGUACAUGCCGAUCAAUGUUGUUGCCAUGACACUCUGUUGAUUGACAGGAAACUAAUCAGGACAUAGCCAAUAACGGCGUGUUAAAAGCAUUGGCUUAUUAGGUUUACUGUAAUUGACGUUAACAGAAUUAGCCAUGCUACGUCGAUUUUUGGAUACGUGCUUGUUGCCAUGACACUCUGUUGAUUGACAGGAAAAUUACAUCGGGAAGAUUCACGUGACUGAAUAAGGUGUAAGACACCUUGUAGCUGUGAGUGCGCGUGUUCUUAGUUCAAAGUUCAAGGACCCUACAUUGUAAACUACCCUUUGGAAGCGCUGGUCACGUGAAUAUUCAUUUAGUCUGUGGGGCCUUAACCUCUGACCUUACCCACAAUGCCAUAGAAGUAGAUUAUUGCUUAUUGAGAAGAUAUAUUCCUUUGCUAUGGACCGUGACACGUGACACCUGGUGGCGGCUGGAAGACAUCUGACGACACCUGUCCCUCAUCGAACGUCAGGAAAGUGUUGUUUGCCGCGUUGACGAGCAACGCAGACGGCAGCCCUGCAUUAAAUAUGAUUCAGACCAUGACGCCCAUGCAAGAUAGCAAUGUAGUAAUGACAGAAGUAGACCACUUAGCAAUAUAUUUCCACAUUAGGCCACAUUGACUUAAUUCUAUCAGCGCGCGCAUUGAUUUUUGCCUGUUCUACAAAAAAACCGGUGACCAAAAAUAA